Molecule: messenger RNA, 1502 nt
Organism: Tricharina praecox
Lineage: Eukaryota; Fungi; Ascomycota; Pezizomycetes; Pezizales; Pyronemataceae
Exons: 3
Coding region: 152-1456 (434 amino acids)
Molecular function (GO): oxidoreductase activity
Source: RefSeq, a predicted model, not a curated record
CAUCACGUCACGUACGACAAGCUGGCAACAUCACCUCAUCAUAGCUACCGCACCUAUCCACCACAGCGGGUAUAAACCAUCUACAGAUUAAUUGCAGAACAACGACGGUCACAACCACAACUACUAUACAACCGCCACCGAAACCGCAAAAAUGCUCCCCUUCCAGCGCUAUGUCAGCCACCUGAGCAAAGUCAUCUCUCCGCCCGCGGACACCGAGCUGUUCUCUGGGCUCCCCCGGGUGUCCGCGGCAGCGGAAUACGAGACCUCAACAGAAAAGCGUGACCGCACCCUCAAACACACGCUCAAGGCAAAUCAUCACAACUACUCGAUUCUCUACGGUCCUCUGCCGUACCACAACCACCUUCCGCACGUCCUGGGCACCGCAUACCUCAUGGGCGCGGAGGCGCCAUACCUGCAGGAACUGUACGAUGAAGUCGGGAGGGAGCUGAGUCCUUGGAUCGACUCGCCGCAUGAAAUUGCGAAGGACGAGUGGAGGGAGUGGUUGGGCGACAAGAGCUGUCAGAGGGCGUAUCUCGACUUCUUCGAGGACGAGAUGGUCACGAGAGGGUAUGACUGGAAGGAUGUGGUCGACGAGUUCAUGUUCCGCGGGAAGGGCCCGCUGCUCUAUGGAGCGAUUGGAGGGCUGGGACAUCCCCUGAUCCACCUGGGAUACGCAUACGAGCUCAACAGCUGCGAGCUAGCGAUGGAAGCACUCUCGCUCGCCGCCACCUGCUACGACCUCAACAUCUAUGUCGACCCGGGACUUGCGCCGCCGCUCCCACCGCCCAGCGCCUCCACGCCUGCCCCCUCCUCCUCCCCGCUCACGCUUCUCAACCACCUACGCACCGAUCCGCGCUUCACCCAGUCCCCCUUCUCACACCCAGGCGAGAGCAACAUCGCGCCCCUCCUCUCCUCACCCACGCUUUCCCCGGCGCUGCGCGAAUACCAAUCCGCGCUCCUCAUCACCACGACCUCCAUCCCCGUGAUCCUCGCGGACCUAACCAAGACGGCCGCGCAGCUCCUCAUUUCGUCAGCGGAUGUCGGCGGCGAAGAAGGGAAGUACGACUUCUUCCUUGCGCACCUCUUGACGACCGCGUGGGCCGCAAGAACGGUCAUCACAGAGGUGCCCGUGGGAAUGGCCGAAACCCUGGUGAGAGCACAUUGGCUGUUUGUGUGCAUCGUCUUUGUGGCGCAGCAGCGGCCACAGAUCAAGCCGCUGGUGCCUGGCGACAAGGGGAAGGAGUGGGACGAGCUGUACAAAUUGGCGCUGGCGCAUAAGGGUGGGAGGGGAGAGGGGGAUGAGACGGCGGAUACGCAUUAUCUAAAGGUGGUGCGAACGCUGCGGGAAUCCGCAAAGCUGUGGGGUGACGCGGAUGGGUUUUACAUCAACGCGGCGAACCAGUUUGCGCACGGGUUUGCUGGCUGGGGUGGGUUUGGUCCCGGAGAGGGGAUGUAGGUACAUAGCUGAUUAGGUACUGUACAUACAAUGAGUGUAUUGUACA